This is a messenger RNA of Triplophysa rosa, 2570 nucleotides long. Its product is annotated as telomeric repeat-binding factor 2-like. The record is from RefSeq and is a predicted model, not a curated record. Gene Ontology annotation, molecular function: telomerase activity; double-stranded telomeric DNA binding; G-rich strand telomeric DNA binding. Gene Ontology annotation, cellular component: chromosome, telomeric region; shelterin complex; nucleus. NCBI's taxonomy places the organism in Eukaryota, Metazoa, Chordata, Actinopteri, Cypriniformes, Nemacheilidae. The transcript is spliced from 15 exons. Bases 75 to 2297 code for a protein of 740 amino acids. Gene Ontology annotation, biological process: negative regulation of telomere maintenance via recombination; telomeric loop formation; telomeric D-loop disassembly.
UUCGCUUCCUUCGGUUCCUUUUCUGAGCUCGUUCACAGAGUGAGUGAGUGCGCGUUCGCGUUAAACCCGCCAGAAUGAACGCCUGCACACAUCAUUUAGUGACACGCAGCGGCGAGCAGAUUAUCAACAGAUGGAAUUUCGACUUUUACGUGUUAACAGCAUUCGACGCGUUCAGAAACGGAGAUUUUACCGCCUUCACGGAGUUCACCAACAUUAUUGAGAGUUUGGUGGUCAGACCCAUUGAUGGACGCAGUGACAUCAUUAUCAAACUUCGCUUUAUGCAGUUUCUGUCCAGGAUCAACAAUGGAGAUCGGUUAGAUAUCACGUUUGAAGACCCGUUGACACCUCUGGAAUCUGCUCUCAAUGUGCUGAAGUCCAUCUGCAGUGACAUGAACGUCCCUCACGGAGACCACCAGCGCGUGCACAACUGCAUCAAAGAGAUGCUCAUAAUAGUUUGCAUCAGGGCUGGAGAGUUUGAGAGAGCAGAGCAGAUGUUACACAAACACUUUCCUAAAGGAAUGGAUUCAGCUGGAAAGAAGAAGCUGUACACGAAUCUGAUCAGAAACAGACGUCGCUCUCACUCGGCGCUGCAGGUGAACUCGUACAAUGACUUUAAACAGGACAUGCUGGACUUCAUCGACAGUCUCUACAGCCUUCCAGAGCCGUUCCUCCUCAAGAUGUUGAUGAGUCCAGACAGUCGGAGACAGAGUGAAGAAUCUCCUCAGAUCAGCACAUCCCCAAAGAAGCGCAGCACAGCGGACUACACGUGUGCCACAUCAUCCCCACGCCGUUCGGCGUCUCCUCCGGCAGCCCUGGCACAAGUGAGUUUGGAGAAUCUGCGUCUGGUUUACGGUAAACUCAGCGAGAUGUACGGGGUGAGCACACCCUUCUCACAGCUUCAGCGGGACGUGGAGAACGAGGCCCUGAUGGAGAACAGGACACAAUCUGACGCCGAGCUUCAUCUGGCGCUGUCAGAGACGCCGCUCGAGAAAAUCGGAACACAGCGAGACUCCGAGGAGGAGGUGAGGGGCACGGGCGUCCACCCAGAGCUCCAUGAUUCUAACAGGAUGAAGGAGACAGAUGUUCAGGAGCUUCAGAAUGACACGCAGCUGGACUCUGACAGGGGGGAGAAGAACACAGACGUCUCCGGAGAACAGCGCUGUCCGGUGCGAUCCCUUUACACCGGGAUGACCGUGUCUCGUUUAGUGCUGGAGGACGACAGUCAGGCCAGUGAGGAAGACACUCAGGUGGAUACGAUGGCACAGGAAGAAGAGUCCACACAGAUCAACAUCAUCUCACCGGAUAGACCGUCUCCGCAGAAACGUUCUCACAGACGGAUAAAUGCCGACCAUCUUCAGUCUGACCCUGAGUCUCCUGCAACUCCAUCUGUCAAUCAAACACACACGAAGAAACAUCGAAACAAGAGGCGCAGAAUUGCCAGUGAUCCAGACUCUGAUCCAGAGACUCAGACAGAGACAUGUAACGACAGUCCGCUUCCAUCAGUCGAUCAAACACAACGAGAUGAACAGAGAGAGACUCCUGUACGCCACACACGUUACACCAGCUCUUCUCCAUCUGUCAAUCAAACACAACAGGAGAAACAGAAAGAAACACCUGCACGAGCGAAACAAUGUGCCAAAAAUGGUGUGGAGUCUGACUGUGAUCAGAGGACAGAAACUCCUGUACAUCAGACACCAGAGAAACAGCAACAACACAAAAGGCACAUAAUUGUUAUUGAUACAGAAUCAGACUCUCAGCAGGAGGCAGAAGCUCAGAUAGAGACUUGUAAUAGUAUUUCUUCUCCAUCUGUCAAUCAAACACCCCGAGAGAGACAGAGAGAGACUCCCGCACAUCAGACGCGUAACAGCAGCGGCAAGAAGAAACAGAACAAGAGGGAAAGAAUAGCCAGCGAUUCAGAAUCUGACUUUGAGUCAGAAGCUCGGAGGAAAACUCCUGCACAUCACAGCAGUCCUCUGCCAUCUGUCAGUCAAACAAACACUGAGAAACAACACAACAAGAGGGCCAGAAGAUGGCUGGACGUGUCUGGAACUCAUGAGGAUUGGAGUGAUGAAGAGUCGUUGUUCGGCGCCGCUGCGGGGCCAUCACGUAAUUCACAUAAGGAGAAACAGAGCAGAAAGAAGUGGACAGUGGAAGAGUCGAACUGGUUGAAGGAAGGCGUGCAUCUUUUCGGCGAGGGCCGAUGGGGGAGAAUCCACUCGGCGUACCCGUUCAAAGACCGCACACCCGUAAACCUGAAGGACCGCUGGAGGACCAUGAAGAAACUCAAACUGGUGUGACGGCACAUUUUAUAACAAUCUUAACUUCUAACAGUUCUAAACAGAAGUAGAAAACUUUAUUUAAAAAAAAAAAAGCUUUGUAAAUUGUUCCUAAAAUGCCGUUUUAAAAAAGUUUUAAGUUUUCAUUUUUUUGUAUUAAAUGUUUAACACAUUUGCAGCAUUGUUGUUUGGACAAUCUUCUAUGUUUUAUUGUGUUUAAUGAAAAUGGAUUAUGCUGAACGGGUGUAGAAUAAAGAUGUCAUUUCUAGAUCACAUGAUGAUUUUGGAUUGUAU